AUGCUUCAAUGGGCCAUAGAAUUGAACGAAUUUGGAAUCGAGUUCCAACCCAGAUUGUCCAUGAAAGGCCAAGUAAUGGCUGACUUCGUGCUGGAAUACUCCCGAAGGCCCAUCCAACACAAGGAACCAAGCGAAGAAGAAUGGUGGACUUUGCGAGUCAAUGGAGCCUCCCGAUCGUUAGGAUCCGGGGUAGGGCUCCUGCUGCAAUCCCCAACCGAAGAACAUCUGGAGCAAGCCAUCCGGCUGGGGUUCCCCGCCUCUAACAAUAAAGCAGAAUAUGAGGUCAUCCUAUCCGGAUUAGACCUCGCCCUGGCUCUAUCCGUCCCCAAGCUCCGGAUCUAUAGUGAUUCCCAACUCGUGGUAAGACACGUCCAGAAGGAAUACGAAGCUAAGGAUGCGCGCAUGGCGCGAUAUCUAGCUAAAGUAAGGGACACCUUACAGCGAUUCGCCGAGCGGACAAUCGAAAAAAUUAGGCGAACUGAAAAUGGGCGCGCUGACGCUUUGGCAGGCAUAGCUGCCUCCCUCCCUGUCAAAGAAGCCAUAUUGUUGCUUAUACAUGUGCAAGUCAACCCUUCCGUCAUGGAAGUCCCCACUUGCAACACCAUUGAGGUAAAUCAAGCAGACAGCCAAGAAUGGACAAACGACAUUAUAGGGUACCUCUGGACAGACACUCUGCCCGAAGACCCCAAACAGGCACACAAGGUCCGGGUACAAGCCGCCCGUUUCACCCUAGUUGGGGGGCACUUAUACAAACGGUCUUUCACAGGUCCCUACCUUCGGUGCCUAAACCAUUCAGAGGCCCUGUAUGUAUUAACUGAAUUACACGAGGGAGUAUGUGGAAAUCAUUCUGGAGGGCGAUCUCUGGCGCAUAGGGCCCAUUCGCAAGGAUAUUACUGGCCCACAAUGAAGAAGGAUGCGGCAGCCUAUGUCAAAAAAUGUGACAAAUGUCAAAGGCAUGCCCCCAUUCCACAUAUGCCAUCGGGGGCAUUGAAACCAAUUUCAGGACCCUGGCCCUUCGCGCAGUGGGGCGUGGACAUAGUAGGACCCCUCCCAACCGCACCCACCCAAAAGAAAUUCCUGCUCGUCGCCACGGAUUACUUCAGUAAAUGGGUAGAAGCCGAAGCAUAUGCUAGCAUCAAAGAUAAAGAUGUCACCGAAUUCGUAUGGAAAAACAUCAUCUGCCGCUUCGGAAUCCCCCAAACCAUCAUAGCCGACAACGGUCCACAGUUUGAUAGCAUCGCAUUCCGGAAUUUCUGUUCGGAACUAAACAUCUGGAAUUCAUACUCCACACCGUGUUAUCCUCAAAGGCUACCCACCAUCCGGACCGAGGCAGGAAGGCAGGAUGAUGCAAAUGCAGAGUUAGGAAGAAACUUGGACUGGGCAGACGAAAUAAGAGAAACUGUAUCCAUCCGGAUGGCAGACUAUCAACAAAGGGCAUCAGCUCAUUACAAUCGUAAAGUAAGGCCCAGAAGCUUAAAAAAUGGUACGCUGGUCCUUAAGAAAAUUUUCGAAAAUACUGCUGAAAUAGGAGCGGGAAAAUUUCAAGCCAACUGGGAAAACCCCUAUAUAGUGUCUAAGGCAAGCGAAAGUGGAGCUUAUCAUCUACAAACGCUAGACGGAACUCCAUUACUCAAACCAUGGAAUGUGUCCAAUUUAAAGCAGUAUUAUCAAUGA
Messenger RNA from Vitis riparia (riverbank grape), 1674 nucleotides. RefSeq lists its product as uncharacterized. The coding region runs from base 1 to 1674 and encodes 557 amino acids. Gene Ontology annotation, biological process: DNA integration. Gene Ontology annotation, molecular function: nucleic acid binding; RNA-DNA hybrid ribonuclease activity. The record is from RefSeq and is a predicted model, not a curated record. The transcript has 2 exons. Lineage: Eukaryota; Viridiplantae; Streptophyta; Magnoliopsida; Vitales; Vitaceae.